Messenger RNA from Apis laboriosa (Himalayan honeybee), 10439 nucleotides. It is a transcript of the gene Dhc36C, whose product is annotated as dynein axonemal heavy chain 7. The record is from RefSeq and is a predicted model, not a curated record. Gene Ontology annotation, biological process: microtubule-based movement. Gene Ontology annotation, molecular function: minus-end-directed microtubule motor activity; dynein intermediate chain binding; ATP binding. Gene Ontology annotation, cellular component: dynein complex. Lineage: Eukaryota; Metazoa; Arthropoda; Insecta; Hymenoptera; Apidae.
UAUCAAAUGAUAUCUGACCGUGCUUUGAGCACGCCUAAUAAUACAGCCGAAUUGAUAGUGCUUAAAAAUUUUAUUAAGAUGAUUUUAGAAGUCACUUUAAAAAAAUUGGAAGACAAACUCCGCGAAAUAAUCGAACAUAUCCUGAUAUUGUCCAAUUAUCACUGUAUUACGGAUAACGAGAUAUAUAUCAACAACAUUACGUUUCAGUGGUACCAUAAGAUACCUCAUAUUUUGGAAGAAAACGAAUCCAUCGUUGGAUAUAAGACGUUAGAAUUUCAACAGGCAUUAAGAGUUAGGUACAUUAAAUUUGAAGAGGAAUUGGAAUCUUGCGCGAAACAAGUGGAUGAGAUCGAAAAUUGGGGGGAUAUCGCGGAGGUUUACAAAUAUCAGAAAAAGGCACAAGUUUUGGAAAAUCGUUUGAUCGCUGCUAUGGAUAAGAUCGAUAAGUUUAACGAAGAGGAAGCUGCGUUUGGUUGGGAAAUAACGCAAUAUCCGCGUCGCAAACAGAUCGCUGAUCAAUUAAAACCCUACAAGCAACUCUUUGACGUGAUUUGCGAUUUUUUGACUAAGCACGAUAAAUGGUUAUACUCGAUGGUCGGUACAUAUUAUCCCGAGGAAAUUGAUAACGACGUAGGAGUAGCAUUCAGAUUGAUCUACAAAUUGGAGAGAAGCUUUCAGGAGCCAGCUUUGAGACAGUUGGCGGCAGGUGUACGGGAUAAAAUAGAAGAUUUCAGGGAACAAAUGCCGAUCAUUUACACGCUCGGCAAUCCGGCGUUGAAGGAACGUCAUUGGGAACAAAUUUCGGCGAUCAUAAAUAUUCCUAUAAAGGUCGAUAUCGAUUUAACCUUGGCGAAGAUCAUCGACAUGGGACUACUCUAUCUCGUCAGUCAGUUCGAGAGCAUCUCGGAUAAUGCCUCGAAGGAGGCCACGUUGGAGAAGGCUAUGGAUAAGAUGGAGAAGGAUUGGGCCGAUUUAUAUUUCACCGUUAAUCCUUUCAAGGACACUGGUACCUACGUCAUCGCUGGUGUCGACGAUAUACAACUUCUUCUGGACGAUCACAUCGUUAGAACAGUUACCAUAAAGAAUUCGCCAAACAUAAAACCGUUCGAAGAAAGAAUACUGAAAUGGGAGUAUAAGUUGCAUUUGCUGCAAGAUAUUUUGGACCAAUGGCUCCGUGUCCAAGCAAUCUGGAUGUACUUGGAGCCGAUCUUUACAUCCCCGGAUAUUCAACAACAGAUGCCAGAGGAGGGGAGAAAAUUCUCCGCUGUGGAUAAAACUUGGCGCGACAUUAUGAAGACUGUUUACGCUGAUUCUAGGGUUUUCGCGGUCAUCGAGAUCGAUAAGAUGUUAGAGCGGUUAAAGAAGAGUUACGGAUUGUUAGAGGAUAUCCAAAAGGGUUUGAACGAAUAUCUGGAGAGGAAACGUCUCUUCUUCCCGAGAUUCUUCUUCCUGUCCAACGACGAGUUGUUGGAAAUUUUGUCCGAGACGAAGGAUCCGACUCGCGUGCAACCACACUUGAGAAAGUGUUUCGAGGGAAUACAUUCGUUGAGGUUCGACGAAGAUCUCGAAGUGCUCGCUAUGCGGUCAACGGAGGGUGAAGAAGUAGACCUGAUAGAGGCGAUAUCCACACUGGCUACGAGAGGACAAGUAGAGAAAUGGCUGAUCGAGUUGGAAAGAAUUAUGAGACUGAGCGUAAGGAACGAAGUGUAUCUAGCUAUACAGGCGUAUCCCACGAAAGAGAGGAGGUUGUGGGUUUUGGAUUGGCCGGGACAAACGAUACUCUGCGUCGGUAAAACGUACUGGACUCUACGCAUAGAGCAAUCCAUGUUGCUCGGUAUAGAAGGUCUGAACAGAUACUUGGAGCAGUGUCAGAGGGAAUUGAACGAGAUCAUAUUGCUGAUCAGAGGCACAUUGACGAAACAGAAUCGCAUCACUCUAGAAGCCUUGGUCACGUUGGACGUCCACGGGAAAGACACUCUCGCGGGAUUGUGCAAAGAGAACGUGGUGAAGAACACAGACUUUAAAUGGUUGUGCCACUUGCGCUACUAUUGGCUGGAAGACAACAUGUGGGCUUACAUGAUAAAUUCAAAGCUACGUUACGGCUACGAAUAUCUCGGCAAUUCGUCGAGAUUAGUGAUCACCCCUUUGACAGAUCGAUGCUAUCGAACGUUGUUCGGUGCCCUGCACCUUCACCUGGGCGGUGCACCGGAGGGUCCGGCCGGAACCGGCAAAACGGAAACGACGAAGGAUCUGGCGAAAGCUGUUGCCAAGCAAUGCGUCGUUUUCAAUUGUUCCGAGGGUUUGGAUUAUCUCGCCUUGGGAAAAUUCUUCAAAGGAUUGGCAUCUUGCGGCGCUUGGUCUUGCUUCGACGAAUUCAAUCGUAUCGACUUGGAAGUUUUGUCGGUGGUCGCCCAACAAAUCCUAACGAUUCAACGGGCCAUAUUAAGCGGGGCGGAGAAAAUCAUUUUCGAGGGUACAGAGAUCUUCUUAGACCCGACCUGCGCCAUCUUCAUCACCAUGAAUCCCGGUUACGCGGGUAGAUCCGAGUUACCGGACAAUUUGAAGGCGUUGUUCCGCCCUGUUACCAUGAUGGUGCCCGAUUACGCGUUGAUCGCCGAGAACACUCUCUACUCGUACGGAUUCUACAACGGCAGGCCUUUGGCGGUUAAAAUCGUCACAGCUUACAGGCUUUGCUCCGAGCAGUUGAGCAGCCAGCAUCAUUACGAUUACGGUAUGAGGGCUGUGAAGUCCGUGCUGAUCGCUGCCGGCAACUUGAAGCUCAGAUAUCCCGAGGAAUCGGAGGAUAUCCUGAUGCUGAGAAGCAUAAUGGACGUGAAUCUGCCGAAAUUCUUGGUUCACGAUCUACCGCUUUUCGAGGGUAUCGCGUCCGACUUGUUCCCCGGUGUCAUCCUCCCGCCUCCGGAUUAUACCCACUUGAACGCUUGCACGCUGGACGCGUGCGCCGCUGCCAACAUUCAAUGCACCAGUUUCUUCCUGGAAAAGAUACACCAGAUAUACGAGAUGAUGAUAGUCAGGCACGGUUUCAUGAUAGUCGGUUUGCCUUUCGGCGGGAAAACCUCGGCUUACAGGAUGCUCGCGGGCGCUCUUGGAUUGUUGGAGGAUCGUAAGCUGAUGAACGAGCACCGGGUCGAGAUAACGGUUAUCAAUCCGAAGGCGAUCACGAUGGGCCAAUUAUACGGCCAGUUCGACCCGGCCUCGCACGAAUGGACCGACGGUGUCCUCGCUGUCAGUUACAGGGCUUUCGCCACUUCCACCAAUCUGAAUAGGAAAUGGUUGGUGUUUGACGGCCCGGUCGACGCCCUCUGGAUCGAGAAUAUGAACACCGUGUUGGACGACAAUAAAAAGCUUUGCCUCACCUCCGGGGAAAUUAUCCAACUCGCGCCCACCACCAACUUAAUUUUCGAGCCCAUGGACUUGGAGGUCGCGUCACCUGCCACGGUGUCCAGAUGCGGGAUGAUUUACAUGGAGCCGGUCAGUUUAGGUUGGAUGCCAAUCUUGAUUUCUUGGCUGAACACUUUACCACCCUCCUUCACCGAUCAUCUUAAAAAUCAUUUGCACGAAAUGUAUUCGAGAUUUUGCCCGUGCCUUUUGCAAUUAGUUCGCGUGUGCAAGGAGAUAAUAACGAUGCCCGAUGCCAAUCUGGUUAAAUCAACAACUUACCUGUUCGAUUGUUUCGUCGACGAUUACUACGACGAGAAGUAUUGCCACAUGAUGACGGAUCUAGAUAUGAGGGCACAAGUGGAGGGUUGCUUCUUCUUCUCCUGCAUCUGGGCGAUGGGCGGCACUAUAACGACGGAUUAUCGCGAAUGGUUCAGCGAUCUCUUUAGAGCGUUAACGGAUCGAGAGUUUCCGAGCGACGUCAAAGAACGUUUCAAUAUCGCGGAGAUCAUCAAUCCGUCGAAACCGUACGUGGUCAACUUGCCGAUGACGGGUUUGGUGUACGAUUACAAGUUCGUGAAAGAGGGUAGGGGGAAGUGGAGGCCGUGGACGGACGAUCUCCAAGACACCCCCCCGAUAUCUAAAGACAUACCGGUCAACCAGAUAAUCGUCCCGACGAUCGAGACCAUUCGUUACUUCCAUUUGUUUCGACUGUUGAUCCGCCAUCAAAAACCUCUGCUGUUGGUUGGCCCGACCGGCACCGGCAAAUCCUCCUACAUAAUGGAAUUUUUGUUGAAGAAGAACGACCCGGACACGUACAAACCUCUUUUCGUCAUAUUCUCCGCUCAAACAACCGCCAACCAGACCCAGGACAUCAUCAUGAACAAAUUGGAUAGGCGAAAGAAGGGGUUGUACGGAGCCCCGCCGGGGAAGUAUUGGAUAGUUUUCGUGGACGACGUCUCGAUGCCGCAGAAAGAGGAAUUCGGUUCCCAGCCGCCUAUAGAAUUGUUGAGGCAAUGGCUGGAUCACUGGACGUGGUACGAUCUAAAGGAGAUAUCGCCCAUACACUUGGUGGACGUACAGCUGGUUUGCGCGAUGGGGCCGCCGGCAACUGGAUUGGAUUGCACGCCACGAUUCAAAAGGCAUUUCGUCACCCUGGGAAUAUCAGAGUUCUCCGACGACGUUCUCAUCACCAUUUUCACAACCAUAGUAAAUUGGUACUUCGUCACAAGGGAGUUUCAAGACUUUUUCUUCCCCAGUAUCGAUUACUUCGUGAGCGGCACGCUGGACGUUUUCAAAGAGUCGAGGUUACACCUUUUACCGACACCGGCCAAAUGCCAUUAUUUGUUCAACUUGCGAGACUUCUCGAGGGUGAUCCAAGGAGUGCUACUUUGCACCCCUGAAACCGUCCCCGAUCCCACGAGUUUGAAACGACAAUGGGUACACGAGGUGUUACGGGUUUACGGUGAUCGAUUGGUGGACGACAAUGACAUUAAAUGGCUCGUCGAACAGAUAAGGAAAACCAUGAAGCUGUACAUGGACGACGAAUUGGAUAACUUGUUCCAAGAUUUAAGAACGAAUAAGAUGGUGACGUACAUAGAACUUCGAAAUUUGAUUUACUGCGACUUCCACGAUCCUUUCGCUGAUAAAAAAUUGUACGUGGAGGUGAAAGAUUUGGAUUUCCUUACCCUGGUUGCCGAGGAAUAUCUCGAGGAAUAUAAUUCGAUCUCUAGGACACCGAUGAAUCUCGUCCUGUUCAGGUUUCCAUCCAUAUUCACCAAUCUCGUCGAUUCAAAAGCGACGAAAUAAUCGCUCCAUUUGCCGUGUUCCAGAUUCGCCAUCGAACAUCUGUCGAAGAUCAGUCGUAUAAUGAUGCAACCCCGGGGCCACGCGCUGUUGAUCGGCGUGGGCGGUUCAGGGCGUCAAUCGAUGACGAAAUUGGCGGCCCACAUCUCGGAUUACGAAUUAUUCCAAGUGGAGAUAUCCCAGGUGUACGGUAUUUACGAGUGGCACGAGGACGUGAAGGAUAUCCUUAGGAAGAGCGCGUUCUCAGAGCUCCACACGGCGUUCCUCUUCAUGGACACCCAGAUCAAAGAGGAGAUCUUCCUCGAGGAUAUAAGCAAUAUAUUGAACUCGGGCGAGGUCCCGAACAUAUUCGCCGUGGACGAGCUGUCCGAGAUAUGCGAGAAGAUGCGAGUGAUCGAUAGGCAGAGGGACAGAGCGGUGCAGACCGAUGGAAGCCCCGUGGCUUUGUUCAAUUUCUUCGUGCAAACCGUACGCGAACAGUUGCACAUGAUAGUGAGCAUGUCGCCGAUCGGCGAGAAUUUCCGGGCGAGAAUUCGAAAAUUCCCGGCCCUGGUCAGUUGUUGCACGAUCGACUGGAUGCAAGCCUGGCCGGAGGACGCCCUGCUAGCCGUGGCAACCAAAUUCCUCGACGAGAUCGAUCUCACCGAGAAGGAGAGGGCCGCGUGCAUCGAGAUGUGCCAAUUCUUCCACACGUCCACCCAGAACUUGACCAAAGACUUUCUGAGGAAGGCGAGACGGUAUAACUACGUAACCCCGACCUCGUACCUCGAGCUCAUCAACACUUUCAAGGAUUUGCUCGCGAAGAAGAGGAAGGAGGCUUUGGACGGUAAAAAGAGGUACGAGGCGGGGUUGGAAAGGUUGGACAGUACCCACAAGCAAGUGGAGAAGAUGCAAGAGAUUUUAAUCGCGCUGCAACCGAAGCUUCUUAUCGCAGCUAGGGACGUCGAAGCCAUGCUUCUCGACGUUGAGAGGGAGAGCAACGAAGUCGCUGCCCUGGAGCUAAUUGUGAAGAGCGACGAGGAGGCAGCCAUGGAAGUUGCGAGCGAGGCGGACGCCAUACGCGCGGAAUGCGACGCGGAUCUGCAGCAAGUGAUGCCUAUAUUAAACGCGGCGAACGCGGCCUUGCAAACCCUUACUCCUCAGGAUAUUCAAAUAGUGAAAUCCAUGAAACGUCCCCCGGCCGGUGUUCGACUGGUGAUGGAGGCGAUUUGCAUUCUAAAGGACGUGAAACCGGAGAAGGUUAAAACGCCCGAGGGGGACGUGGUGGAAGAUUAUUGGAAGCCGUCGCUUCGCAUAUUGACGGACAUAAAGUUCCUCGAUUCCCUGAUCAACUUCGACAAGGACAACAUACCCGAGAGAAUCAUGACGAAAAUUCGCACCACGAUAUUAACGAAUCCGAACUUCGACCCGGAAAGGAUAAGGCAAGUGUCGACCGCUUGCGAGGGCCUGUGCAAAUGGGUGUUCGCUUUGUCCGAGUACGACAAAGUGGCGAAGAUAGUUGCGCCCAAGAGGAGAGCUCUGGCCAUAGCGGAGGCCGACUACAAGGAGGCGAUGGACCAAUUGACGUUGAAGAGGGCUCAGCUUCAAGAGGUGAGGGACAGGUUGGCGAAGGUUGAGGAAUUGUUGAAGAUACGCAGGGCCGAGUAUCAGGCGAUGACGGACGAGGUGAACGUGUGCGAGGCGAGAUUGAGAAGGGCGAGGGAGCUGAUCGGCCGGCUGGGGGGGGAGUACACCAGAUGGUCCGAUACGGCCAAGCAAUUGGGCGAGCGUUAUUACACCCUGACCGGCGACAUUCUGAUCGGUUCCGGGAUCGUGGCCUACCUAGGGGUGUUCACCACCCAGUUCAGGCAGCAACAAAUCGAAAAUUGGGUGCAGAUUUGCACUGAUUUGGAGGUGAUCUGCACCAAGGAUUACGAGCUCGCUCCUAUACUGGGCGAUUCCGUUCUGAUACGAUCCUGGAUCAUCUUCGGACUGCCCACCGAUCUAUUCUCCAUCGACAACGCGAUAAUCGUAACGAAUUCUCGCCGGUGGCCGUUGAUGAUCGAUCCCCAGAGCCAGGCCAACAAAUGGGUGAAGAAUAUGGAGAAAGAUAAUAACAUCCACGUGAUCAGAUUGACCCAGGAAGAUUACAUGAGAGUUUUGGAGAACGCUAUCCAGUUCGGUCAGCCGGUCUUGUUGGAGAAUAUCGGCGAGGAGAUCGAUCCCGCUCUCGAACCUCUUUUGAUGAAACAAACGUUUAAAUCUGCUGGCGCGGAGUGUAUCAAGGUCGGAGAUUCUAUUAUCGAAUACUCUCACAAUUUUAGAUUUUACAUGACGACUAAAUUGCGUAAUCCCCAUUACCUACCAGAGGUGGUGGUGAAGGUAACGCUGUUGAACUUCAUGAUCACACCGAUAGGCCUCGAGGAUCAGCUUCUCGGGAUCGUGGUUGCCAAAGAGAGGCCGGACUUGGAGGCCGAGAAGAAUCUAUUGAUCAUCCAAGGAGCGGCCAACAAGAAAAAAUUGAAGGAGAUCGAGGACGAGAUUCUCAGGGUUCUGCAAACCGUGGAGGGGAAUAUCCUCGAGGAUGAAACGGCCAUCAGCAUACUGAGUUCGUCGAAAAAUCUUGCCAACGAGAUCGAAGCGAAGCAGAGAGUGGCCGAGAUCACGGAAAAAUCUAUCGACGCCGCGAGAUUGCAGUACACGCCCAUAGCUAUCCACAGCACCGUCCUCUUCUUCACGAUCGCCGUUCUGGCGAACAUCGAUCCAAUGUAUCAAUACUCGUUGGUCUGGUUCGUGAAUCUCUUCAAGAACUCGAUCGACAACACGGAACGCGUGGAAGACAUACCGCUACGGCUCAAGGAUCUCACGAAACACUUCACGUACUCCCUCUACGUGAACAUAUGUCGGUCGUUGUUCGAGAAGGACAAGCUUUUAUUCUCCCUCCUCCUUUUGGUAAACUUGCUGUACAAGCAGGGGAAAAUCUCGAUACCCCAAUGGAUGUUUCUGUUGACCGGAGGCGUUGGCCUUGAGAAUCCUUUCGUAAAUCCCACGACUUGGCUACCAAGGAAAUCAUGGGACGAGUUGUGCCGUUUGGACAGUGUUCCAGGUUUCGAGGAAUUCAAAUCCAACUUCGAGCUUCGUCUGGACGAGUGGAAAGUCAUAUUCGAUCAUAUGGAGCCUCACACUUUGACAUUCCCCAAGCCUUAUCACAAUAUCACCCGUUUCGAGAGAAUGGUCAUACUGCGAUGCAUUCGUCCUGACAAAAUGGUGCCGGCCGUUCAGCAAUUCGUGCAAGAGCAACUGGGAUCUCAGUACAUCGAGCCGCCGCCCUUCGACCUGAUCUCGUCGUUCGCCGAUUCGCAUUCCUGUAUUCCCCUCAUAUUCGUGUUGACGCCUGGCGCCGAUCCCAUGGCGAUUCUACUGAAAUUCGCGGACGACCAGGGUUUCGGCACCAACCGUCUCUUCUCCCUUUCUUUGGGUCAAGGGCAAGAAGUUAUUGCCGAGAAUCUUAUAGACGAGGGGGUGAAGAACGGCACCUGGGUCGUCCUCCAGAAUUGUCACCUUGCCAAAAGUUUCAUGCCAAUGUUGGAAAGGAUCUGCGAAACUUUCACCCGAGAGACCGUGCAUCCGGACUUUCGUUUGUGGCUGACCAGUUAUCCGGUCGAAUAUUUCCCGGUCAGCAUUCUUCAAAAUGGCGUCAAAAUGACGAACGAGCCGCCCAAAGGGUUGAGAGCGAAUAUAAUCAGAUCUUUCUUACUGGACCCGAUAUGCGACGAGGAUUUCUUCGAGACGUGCAAGCAAUCCGAGGUGUUCAAGAAGCUACUUUUCUCGCUCAGUUUCUUCCACGCGAUCGUUCAAGAGCGAAGGAAAUUUGGACCGAUCGGUUGGAACAAUCAGUACGAAUUCAACGAGACCGAUUUGCGGAUCAGCGCUUUGCAGUUGAAAAUCUUGCUGGAUCAAUACGAUGACGUUCAAUUUACCGCGUUGAAAUAUUUGACCGGCGAGUGUAAUUAUGGCGGUCGAGUGACGGACGAAUGGGACAGGAGAACGUUGAACACGAUCCUCGAUAGAUAUUAUCGCGUGGAGGUUAUCGAGGUGAAGGAAUAUCAAUUCGACGAGAGUGGUAUUUAUUACAUACCCGAUGUCUAUGAAUACGAGAAAUUUCUCGAGUAUAUCAAAUCUUUUCCAAUGAUCACUACACCAUGCGUCUUUGGGAUGCACGACAACGCAGAUAUCAUUAAGGAUCAACAGGAGACCAGCUUGAUGUUCAGCUCGAUAUUGGCAACGCAGAUUAUUCAGGAUAUCAAGCCGAGGAGUUUAAGAGGAAGAAUAAAGGACACCACGGAAACGGAUGUAGACGAGGAAGGAAUAUCACCCGACGACAUCGUCUACGGUAUAGCGUCCGAUAUUCUGUCAAAGUUGCCCGACGACUUCGAUCUAGACGUUGCGCUCGAGAGAUAUCCGACGUUGUACGAGCAAAGCAUGAACACGGUGCUGGUACAGGAAAUGGGAAGAUUCAACAAGCUUCUGCAAACGAUCAGGAGUAGCCUCAUAAACGUUCAGAAGGCGAUCAAAGGUCUGGUGAUCAUGACACCGGAUCUCGAGGAGGUCUAUCUAUCGAUAAUCACCGGAAAGAUACCAAAGAUGUGGAUGCAUCAUUCUUAUCCGUCGUUGAAGCCGCUUGGAAGUUAUAUUCAAGAUUUCUUGGAUAGGCUCGCUUUCCUCCAGAAAUGGUUCAUAGAGGGGCAACCACCGACAUUUUGGAUCUCCGGUUUCUAUUUCACGCAGGCGUUCCUCACGGGUGCGCGUCAAAAUUACGCGAGGAAGUAUAUGAUACCUAUAGAUCUCCUCGUCUACGAUUUUGAACCUCUGAAGGAAAAAGAAUUCGCUAAACCGCCGGACGAUGGUGUUUACAUUUACGGUUUGUUCCUGGACGGGGCCCGUUUCAAUUUGGACACGAUGAGACUCGACGAAUCGUUCCCGAAAAUUUUGUACGACCACGUCCCUUACAUUUGGCUAAUACCGAUGAAGAAGGAGGAUAUACGCGAAAGGCACACGUACACCUGUCCAGUGUACAAAACCACGGAGAGAAGAGGCGUUCUAUCGACUACCGGCCAUUCGACCAACUUUGUAAUCGCCAUAUGGCUGCCGACGGAUCGAGAUCCGGAGCACUGGAUACUUCGAGGCACGGCCAUGAUCUGCCAAUUGUCCGAUUAAAUCCCCUAUAAGGAGUUUAUUUUAUCGCUUGUCGCUUG